Cantharellus anzutake is the source of this 3259-nucleotide messenger RNA. RefSeq lists its product as uncharacterized. Lineage: Eukaryota; Fungi; Basidiomycota; Agaricomycetes; Cantharellales; Hydnaceae. The record is from RefSeq and is a predicted model, not a curated record. Gene Ontology annotation, molecular function: protein binding. Bases 456 to 3104 code for a protein of 882 amino acids. The transcript has 3 exons.
AUUCGAUCAAGAGCUUACGGAGGGCUGGCCCGGGACUUGAGCUUGAGGCGGCAACUGAGGCUGCUGUUGUUGCAUAUGCUGUCCGGAAUUGUGUUCAGGCGCUUUCGGCUGUCGUCGAGAUUGCCUACCAACAAUACAUGGUGUUCAAUGUGGGGAAGGUAAGCACGCAGCUCCCAAUUCAAAAACUCACAACCACUGCAGCACCUGUGUGGGAGGCGCACCACUAUUUAGGCUUGUGUGUAUGGAUUGCUGAAUGCUUGGAUCUAGCUAUAACGAGCAGCAGGGGUCAGGAAGCAGCGCAUAGAGCGAGCGCAACGUUGACUCGCCCUCGGAAGGUUUUCCCUUAUCCACGCCAGGACGUGUUGAUCGUCAGGAGGCUGCGCCGACAUCGUUCAGGUGGCAGUUGGGGUUGAAACACGUCUAGCUUACGUAAGAAUCCAGUCCUCCUUACCACCAUGACCAAAGCGAUGAAACGUCGAAAGUCCCCGUCACCAGCGCGUUCGUUCGCCUCGCCUUCGGACGACGAAGACUACGACCAGCCUGAUGACGAUUUCGAUGCUCCUCACGAUGCAAAGCCCAAUAAGGGGUGGGCUCCCGACGUUGUCGUCCUACCUUCAUCUCCUAGGCCUGCCAAUGGCCGUUCGAAUAUAGCUAACUACCUUCCCUACGAAAUCCUCAUCCAGAUCUUCAGAAAGCUCACGAAUAAGGAGGACCAACACUCCGUUUUGCUCGUCUCUCGCACAUGGUGUCAAUGCAGUGUUGAACUGUUGUGGCACAAAUUGUCCGUCUCCAGCCUGCAGUCACUGCUUAAGAUGAUGCACAUCAUCACUCGCAAGGACCAAACUUUCGCCUAUGCGACUUUCAUCCGUCGCCUCAACUUUUCAGCACACUCGACCGGGAUGACUGAUGAAAUUUUUGUGCGCUUAGCGCCGUGUGUUCGACUGGAGCGAUUGACCCUAUCUGGCUGCUCGCUGCUCACGGAUUCUUCUCUCACCGCCGUAUUUUCAGCUUGUUUUGGUCUCGUUGCAGUGGAUCUGAGCGGUGUGACCGAGGUCACUGACGCAUCGAUCAAAGCGCUGGCAAAUACCACGGUGAAGCUGCAGGGCAUCAAUCUUUCGAAAUGCAAACUAAUAACGGACGAGGGCGUUCUUGCCGUUGCGAGAUGUGCACCGAUGCUACGGCGUAUCAAGCUGCAUGGCCUUGUCCUCAUCACUGACAUCUCCGUGUCCGCGAUCGCAACGAGCUGUCCGUUGCUCCUUGAGAUCGAUCUGAGCAAUUGUACAAAGCUCACCGACCUCUGCAUUAGGGACAUAUGGAAAAACCAGCAUCAUCUGCGCGAGCUCCAAUUGGCCAAUAUCACGAAUCUAACGGAUGACGCGUUUCCUUCCCCACCGCCCUCUGUUCCGGGGCGGUCCAAUAAUUCCGUGAAUCCCUUCCCCAACAGCAGCAGAAUCGACCUUUCUACUGCUUCUGGUUCCGAGGAAAUGCCGCCACUAUACCUCUCAUAUCCAUUUGACCACUUGCGCAUCCUCGACAUGACUUCGUGUGCGCAAAUUACCGAUGCAGGGAUUGAGGGCAUACUGUCCAACUGCCCAAAGAUACGACAUAUUGUUCUGGCGAAGUGCACCUUGUUAACGGACGAAUCACUCGCUAGUUUGGGUAAACUGGCCAAGAAUUUACAUUAUAUUCACCUUGGCCACGUCGCUAGUAUUACCGAUCGGGGCGUCACGCAAUUGGCACAAGUGUGCCCAAGAAUUCGAUACAUUGACUUGGCCUGCUGUUCCAACCUAACAGAUUUGUCCGUUUCGGAGCUUGCGUCCUUACCAAAGCUUCGGAGGGUUGGCCUCGUUCGGCUGCCGAAUCUUACUGAUAAUGCAGUGUUCGCGCUGGGGGAGAGGCACACCGGACUGGAACGAAUUCAUCUAAGUUAUUGUGAUAACAUUUCUGUUGCCGCUAUCCACUUUUUGUUGCAACGCCUGCAUAAGCUGACGCAUUUGAGUUUGACGGGAAUCACUCAGUUCAGGAGGAAAGAUCUGCGCGCUUUCUGCCGGCCGCCCCCGAAGGAAUUUAACCAGCAUCAGCGCAUGGCUUUUUGCGUAUAUUCUGGCAAGGGUGUUACCGAGCUUCGGAAGUAUUUGCAUGGCCUGGCAUUGCGCGCUAUGGAUGGGGUCCAGGAGCAGAAUCUCGAAGACGAUAAUGAUACUAUUCAUCCCAACUCGUUCCCUAAUGGUGGUGAAGUUGACGAGCCAGAAAGCGAGGGUGAUGACACACCAGCAGAAGAUGCGAUUGUUUGGCCACCAUCCCACGCUAAUCCCGCUCCCACUGUUGUUCCGCGUCAGCCACGAGGCGUUCGGGAACAAUCGAGACGUCCCGGCCGCCAGCUUCUUUCUGCUGGUGGACCGUCUUCGAAUGGUGGCCUGUUUAAUGAGAACUCUUCCCAGCGUCCCCAAACCUCCCCGCGUCACACACGCAGCGCGUCCCGUUCAGGUUUACGCACCCCAUCUGGAGCGUCGUCUUCCUCUCUUCGAGUUGAGGAUUCCCCUGGUGUGGCAUCGACGCCUAAUCUGUCGCCAAUUCUCGACGUGGCAGGACCAUCGUCAUCCCCUCGUGCGCCGCCCUCUUCACAUAGUCGCCGGACCUCCCACUCGAGGGCUACUCGCUCUCCAGAACAAAGAGAAAGAUCUACUCGUAAUUCUCGCCGCAACAGUCUCCAAGGUGCCACUAAUGCACCAACUUCGACUUCGCGAACCACUGCGCAAGCGAGCUCUCCCCCGCCUUCGGCUGCACAAGGUCAAAAUACAUUCGGUACUACCCGCCUACAGGCGUUAAUUGCCAAUAUAGGUCCUGGUCGCUCACGAGCUCGAGGCCCCAGUUCCCGGGCCGCUGGUGGUCAGGAUGCGGGGCCAUCCACCUCUGGUGAUCAUUUGUCAAGCCAGGGACAUUCGGUGGGCAGUAGUCGGCGAGGUAGUCAAGCAGGCCCAUCUAACACCGUGGAAGAGCGCGCGCGCGGAAGGAGGGAUGGAAGGAUAGGCGAGAGAAGACGCGGAGGAUCGAGGGACACAACGGGGCAACACACCAAUGUUCUCUUCAAUCGAGGCUCCUAAUUAACACACACUUUAAUCACUCAUGAGAAUACCCAUCUAUUUUAUAUACACGUGCGAACCACAAGUUUUCGAACUAAUGACUCGUUCCUUUGUUACUUUCAAUGGUUAUGUAAAGCGUCCGCUGUGGAAUACAUAUGUAUCAAAGAGUUUGGGUC